Molecule: messenger RNA, 517 nt
Organism: Plasmodium cynomolgi strain B
Lineage: Eukaryota; Apicomplexa; Aconoidasida; Haemosporida; Plasmodiidae
Exons: 1
Source: RefSeq, a predicted model, not a curated record
AUGAAACAAGAAAAUGAAGGCGAAUUUAAGGAUCAUCAUUGUAACCUUUUGAGCCUUUGGAUAUAUGAACAGUUGGAUAGAAUAUUUAAAGAUAAUCAUAGUAAAGUUUCUCAAUUUUAUGCUAAUUUUCUUUUCAUAUUAAGCAAAGUUUUUACAAAUUCCGAUGAAUCACAAAUCAUUAAAUGCCUGCGUGAUUUUAGUGUAUUUUUUCCAUUAAAUAACUGGAAAAUUCAUAAGGAUCUUUAUGAAUAUUGUGUCGAUUAUGAUAAAAUUAUUGUAUUAGCUGAUUCUAGUGAUGAAAAAUGCACAAAAUAUGAAGAAUACAUCCAAGAAAAAACUCUAGUAUAUAAUGAAUUUCAAAGAUUAUAUAAAGGAGCAUAUAAUAAAGAUGAUGUUUUUUAUGAAAAAUGUAAACGUUACUACACGAUAAAAACGAUACCUGAAUUAAAAUGUGAAGAAAAAACAUUAGCACAAGGAAUGUCAAAAGCGGAUUUACAUUGUCCUGGUUUAUUAGAUC